Messenger RNA from Serendipita indica DSM 11827, 3741 nucleotides. NCBI's taxonomy places the organism in Eukaryota, Fungi, Basidiomycota, Agaricomycetes, Sebacinales, Serendipitaceae. The record is from the annotation of a GenBank genome assembly.
AUGGACGAAAGAAUGCCCAGAGAUGGCGAUAGAGGAUUGCGCCUAGCCAGCUUUGACGGCGGCGGUGCGCGCGUACUCUCACAGCUCAAGAUCCUCUGCAACUUGAUGCAUGUCAUUGGUCAGCGCGAAGGAAGAGAAGACAUCCGCCCAGCUACAUACUUUGAUCUUAUCGGUGGCAGCGAUGCUGGAGGCUUCGUCGUACUCUUCUUGAUCGUGUUUGAUAUGACUGCCCUCGAGGCUCUUCAAUGCUUUCGCGCUCUCUGCACCCAGGUGUAUACGAACGACAUCUCCUCAUCGGCAGAGCGGGAGGCUGCGCUUAGAGCAUUCUUCGAAGAUUUGCUACUGAAGCAUCACAAGGCGAUCGAUCAUCCGUUGUUAAACGAGAGAGAUGUGGAUGGCCAAUGCCAAGGGUUCAUCCUUGCGGUCCCUGCUGGCAGUCUCGGAUCAGUAUCCACAUUUCGUACCUAUAUGGCCCCACAUUUUUACCAAGCUAACAUCACAGUCCUCGAUGCCGCUCGUGUGACAUGUGCUGGCUACCCGCUAUUCCCCUCUGCGACAAUCACCCCCAACAACCUUACAGAUCUUACACAGACACGCAGCUUUAUUAGUGCCUCCCUUGGGCACCCUAAUCCUUUGCCGCAGCUCCUCCAAGAAGCCCAAGAACGCUUUACACCUGAGCGUUUCGUGUCUGUUAUCGCCAGUUUCGGGAGCGGCCAUCCGGGGAUUAUCUCUCUCGAUCCAGAUUAUCACAAACCCCCCGGUUUCUUCGGAAGAGGAGACGCCGUGAGAUCGGAAAUCAGAGAGAGACUCCUCGCAAACUGCGAAAUGACUGCACAGCAGAUGGCAAACCGGAUGGGUCACAGCGGAGUCCUCUAUCGAUUUUCGGUAGACCAAGGGAUGCAGGGAAUGUCCGAUCUUAUCGUGAAUGAUGCGCAAUUGGACAAGAUGAGCGCUAUGGUGGAUACAUACCUUGAACAAGUGGACGUCCGAGGCAAUUUACAAAAACUGGCAGCUGCGCUUGUCAAACCUGAGGGAAUGACGACCUUGGAGUCAAUCAACAAAGUUCCAGGACCUGUGGAGUUUGACAGGGGACUCCCGGUUCUAACAGGCUAUUUCGUUAGGCGAGACGAACCAUACUGCCUGUUGCUCAACGAAAUGUUGGAAGGUUAUCCAACUAUGAGAGUCAUUGUCGUUUCGGGCUUCGCAGGCGCCGGCAAGACUUGGUUAACCACGCAGUUUGCUCAAGAGAAUGUGGAUUCGUUCGAUGAGGUCUACUUCAUUGACGGAAAAUCUGAGCGAACGAUUAAACAAGACUUGGAAUUCCAUGCAAGAGCAAAAGGAAAGGUUCAGGCCAGUUGGAAGGAGGCGCUCAACUUUUUUGGGGAGAAGAAGAAGAAAAUAUUACUCUUCUACGACAAUGUCGACUCUGUUGACCUCAAUCUCCAGGAACUACUUCCGAGGCCAGGCAAGGCAAGAGGGUUGAUCAUUAUCACCUCUCGUAACAAGAUGAGAGGCGCCGAGGCUCAUCUCCAUAUCGAACUCGACAUGAUGACGCCAAAUGAAGCGAUUCAAAUGAUCAUGGGUGUAACAAGAUGGGCAGACACAGAGGAGAACCGACAAUCAGCUAGAGCCAUAGGAGAAGCUCUUGGAUACCUCCCCGUUGCACUCAAUCAAGCCGCACGCUAUAUCGCCCGUACUAAGUGCUCAGGAGCUGAAUACCUCGAGCUAUAUCGCGUUCACCGACUGGACAUCCUCGAGGGUUCAGUGACUGCACAUCAGCGAGGUGCCUUCGCUUCCUUCGACGUGAUGUGGGAGAUUGUUCCUCAACACGUCCGGAACUUGAUCUGCAUUCUUUCCUUCUUGCAUCACAACGACUUUCCGAUGACCAUCAUUUCGCUCGCGGCCUCGAAGCAAUUCGAAGUGCAAACUCAAGAUUUUGUGCGACGCAACCGGGAUUUCACAAAGUCAAUCUCUCUCCUUCGGUCCAUCUUCUGCAAGGAUGGGCCAUGGACCGAUCGUUCGCUGGGAAGAAUCGUAGAGGCCAUCCAGAACCAUUCUCUGGUAUCCUUCUCCGAGUCUCGCCACAGCCUCAUGCUACGCAUUCACCCAUUGCUACAUGAAUGGGCAAGACUACGCACACCCAGCUCAGAUCAAGCUUUGUACAGAGAGGCCGCGACGCGUCUAGUUGCUUGCGCCGUUGAAAGCGAAGCUCUUCGACCGUAUCUCAUGUCCCACGCCGAUAGUCUUUUGUGUGGGUCAUCUAUAGCUCUGAUGCACGUCAACGACCGUGCUGCCUUUGCGAGCCUUUUCCAGGCGGCGGGUCAACACGAACGAGCGCAACGUGUCUGGAUAAACGUGCGGGAGGAGCUUAUUACGACGCUGGGAAGACUUCACCUGCACGUGGCCACGGUGUCGGUAGAGCUGGCAACUACCCUUCAGCCGGACGAUGUUCAGCGAGAAAUCGUUGAAUCAUCCGUUGUGGAGAUCUACUCCGAGAAACUGGGUCUCAGUCAUAUCAAGACCCUUGGAGCAAAAGUGCAACUUGCCAAGAGUCUUCAGGUAUUGGGGAAAAGGACGCGGGCAAAGCAGAUAUUACAAGACACGUUGAAGAAGUUUGAGAGACUCGCGACUCGACCCAAGCUUGUCAUCCUUCAAGCAAAGUGCAUCCUUGCCAAGAUCUUUCUUCAGGAAGAAGCCUUUACCAGAGCACUCGUCUAUGCUCGUGAGGCUUCUGCGGGGCUGGAAGCUGAGCUUGGCCAGAGCCACAACGACACCCUCGAUGCGCUACAGCACUUAGGACUCGUUCACUUCAAACUCGAACAAUAUGAAGAAGCACGAGCGGUCAACCAACGAGUAGUCGAGAGGGGUCGAGCGACGCUUGGUCCAUCUCACAAGAUUGUCCUCGAGGCCAUUUUGCUCCUGGCUGAAAUCUAUGCCACUCUCAAGAAGUGGAUUGACAUGGAAAAAAUCUUAGAAGAGGGUCUACCGCACAUUAUGGAAGUAUAUGGAGAUACCCAUGAUCUCUCGAUAACUGCAAUGGGACAUCUGGCCAAUGCGUACGAUAAACGAAAGCGAUUCAACAAUGCCCUGGAGAUGAAGUCUCAGAUCAUUACUCUACUUGAAAAAAAUCGAGGAAAGAACAAUGAUCAGACCCUCGAAGCAAUGCUUUCCCUCGCGAGUGGUCAUGAACGACGACAUCAACCAAAGGAAGCAAACGAGAUCCUCCAAAGGAUUAUAGAGAUUGAGACCUCGAGAGGGAAACUACCGAGCGUCGAUGUUUACCGGUUGCUGUCUCGUGUGGCAUUUCAAUACUAUCGAGGGUUCAACGGCCAAAAGAUGGCCAGAAACCUGCAACUUCAGGUCGUCGACGGCCUAGAGAAGCAUUAUGGACGGCAUCAUCCGUGUACUGCCGGGGAACUUGUCGACCUCGCGCUCUUUCUCUGCGAAACAGGAGAUCGAGACGCGGCCAUCGAGCUCGCAAAGGAAGCGCUAUCCGUCUUGCCCGAGGAAGGGGAUGACGCUCGAAUUGCAAGAAAACGCGCCCUUACAAUCAUAGACACAGCAUCCACCUCGUUGGGUGGUGCGUUGACGUUAAAGUACUGGAAGGAAGUGUGGGAUGACGUGUCGGAACCAUUCGCCGAAGAGCUGCAGCUCGCGAAGACGAAGCUCCAACAUUCAGGAAUGCUGCCCUCUUGGUCGAUGACUCGGGCGGAGAGCGAUGACGUUGGGACGAUCGAGUAA